AUGUCUUCCCAAGAGCCCAGCAAAGUAUCUGGUCAAUUCCACUCUGUCAAGGGUACCGCCGUCGAGACAAUCGGCGACAUGACCGGGUUGCAAUCUUGGUCGCAGUCGGGUAAAGAAGAACAUGCCAAGGGGGAGGGCGAGUACAACGCCGCCCAAGCCAAGGGAUACGUGGAGGGUGAUUCAGUCGUCGGCGCUGUGACUGGCGAUAAAGCCCAGCAGACAAGUGGGAACAUUAAGAACGAGAAGGGUCAGACGCAGCAAGAGAUCAACAAGCCUACAUAA
Molecule: messenger RNA, 282 nt
Organism: Suillus subaureus
Lineage: Eukaryota; Fungi; Basidiomycota; Agaricomycetes; Boletales; Suillaceae
Exons: 5
Coding region: 1-282 (93 amino acids)
Source: RefSeq, a predicted model, not a curated record